Messenger RNA from Mercurialis annua (annual mercury), 668 nucleotides. RefSeq lists its product as uncharacterized. The coding region runs from base 75 to 503 and encodes 142 amino acids. Gene Ontology annotation, molecular function: DNA binding. Lineage: Eukaryota; Viridiplantae; Streptophyta; Magnoliopsida; Malpighiales; Euphorbiaceae. The transcript is spliced from 3 exons. The record is from RefSeq and is a predicted model, not a curated record.
UAUAAGUCCUAUCAUAAUUCUCUAAUUAGCUCGCAUUUACAAAACAAAUCUUAACAUAGUGCAUAUUUUGAGAAAUGGAGAGAAGUAGUGAAGAGAGUAGCACGAACAUGAAGAGGGAAAAAAGAGUAAUGGAUGAGGAAUUUGAAGAUGGAGGUUCGGAAUCAUCAGCAAGGUUGAUAAAAAGAACAAAAGUUGUACCAUCUCUCACUGCAAAUUCUCAAGGUGGUGACUACCCUCGGUCCAUUAAUACUAUGGAAACUUUAAAAAAUAUUGAGAGUCGCCGAUCAAGAAAACCGCCGUGUCCUGGCAGCAGACACUAUGUAUACGAUAACACAUUUUUAGGAUACGGCUGGCUGCUUCCGGGAUGGAUCGUUGAAGAGAGAAUAAUGCAACACGGAAGGCUAUACAGGUAUUACUAUGAUCCUGCAGGGCGUUUGUACCGUACCAAAAAUGAAGUUCUUAUUGCUUGGGAACAGGCAGGUUUGAUUCUUCUUGACAAGUGAUCAUUUGUGAAGGAUCAAGCCCUGAGAUGCAUGCAUGCUGAAACUUUUGAUGGCAGGAGAAUUUGAUCUUUGUAGAAAUUGCAUAUUUUGAGAUUUCAAUAUGUUUUAUCUAAUUUUUCUAAGAGUACUUAUUUGAAGCUUUAGUUUUUAAGAACUUUUAUAUAA